CAGGUGUAAACAAUGUAAACUUGCAGAGCUUGAAGAUGCAUCCAUAGAUACUACGCAACUCUACCUUAGCUAAAAUUGAUAGAAUGGUGAACUUCUGUGCUGUGUUUGGCUGCAGUCAUAGAUCUGACAGGGAAUUAGGCUGCAGGUUCUUCAGAUUUCCAACAACUACAUCCAAGACUCGUACUCCUAGAGGUGUGACCAUAAAGGAACGGCAGCUCGCAUGGUUACAUGCUAUACGCCGUGAGGACCUUACACAAGCUAACAUUGGGAAUUCUCAUGUCUGUGGUUGUCAUUUCGUUCAAGGUCAUCCUGCUAAUCUAAGAGAAACGAAGAACAUUGACUGGAUACCAACACUUAACCUUGGCUAUACAGUCUUCGACUCAUCCAAUACUGAGUCUGUGAGGAAACGUGAAGAGCGGGUGAUUGACCGAACACAGAGACGAGAACAGCGUGAAGAAGACUUGGAGCAAGCUGAGACAGUACAAGAGAUACAAGACGUGCAUGUUAUCGGUGUAGCAACACAGACAGACCUCACUCAAGAAAAACUUGAUAUGCUUGAAACUGAUUACCAGCAACGGUUGAGAGAUAUUAGAGAAAUGGGGGUGAGACUAAGCGUGAUUAGUGGAAAUGGGUUCCCUUGUGAAGAGGCUCUAUCUAAAGACAACCAGCUGGUUAAUUCCUUCACUGGUGUCUCCUCAUUUGAAGUAUUGAAAGUUGUGUUUAAAUUUGUAGCCCCAGCUGUAACCGUUACUAGCCUCUAUACAGGCUCUCCUUUUUCUGUUCUUUAUCACAAUCGUUCAAUAAGAUAA
Messenger RNA from Halichondria panicea, 809 nucleotides. RefSeq lists its product as uncharacterized. The record is from RefSeq and is a predicted model, not a curated record. The transcript has 3 exons. Lineage: Eukaryota; Metazoa; Porifera; Demospongiae; Suberitida; Halichondriidae. Bases 84 to 809 code for a protein of 241 amino acids.